Messenger RNA from Charadrius vociferus (killdeer), 2290 nucleotides. It is a transcript of the gene KIRREL1, whose product is annotated as kin of IRRE like (Drosophila). The transcript is spliced from 14 exons. Gene Ontology annotation, molecular function: cell adhesion molecule binding. NCBI's taxonomy places the organism in Eukaryota, Metazoa, Chordata, Aves, Charadriiformes, Charadriidae. Gene Ontology annotation, cellular component: cell-cell junction. The annotation marks the transcript as partial. The record is from RefSeq and is a predicted model, not a curated record. Gene Ontology annotation, biological process: cell-cell adhesion.
AUGACGGAGCACCGGGCGCUGCCGGCACAGCCACCGGCGUGCAUGGCACCCCUGGCCCUGGCUGAGCCCCCUCCUCUGUCCCCAGUGGCGCAGACGCGGUUCGUGGAGGAGCCGGAGGACCAGACGGUGGUGGCCGGCCAGAAGAUCGUCCUCUCCUGCGUGGUGCUCAAUUACUCCGGGAUCGUGCAAUGGACCAAAGACGGCCUCGCCCUGGGGAUGGGGCAGGGGCUCAAAGUCCCCCCCGAGGACCCCAUCAUCGACGGAGCCCCCGAGAUCCUGCUGCGUGCGGGGACGCCGUACAACCUGACCUGCCGGGCACGCAGCGCCAAGCCAGCGGCCACCAUCGUCUGGUACCGGGACGGGCUCCAGCAGGAUGGAGCCAUCACCAGCACGGAGGUGUUGGCCGACGGCAAGCGGGAGACAACCACCAGCCAACUUGCCAUCAACCCAACUGACCUCGACAUCGGGCGGGUGUUCUCCUGCCGCAGCACCAACGAUGCCAUCCCGGCGGGCAAGGAGACCUUUGUCAAGCUCAAUGUUCACCAUCCCCCGACUGUCACCCUGUCCAUCCAACCCCAGACGGUGCAGGAGGGCGAGAGGGUCAUGUUCACCUGCAUGCCGCUGGCGUGCGUGUGGCCCGCCCCCCCGCCGCUGACCCUCACCUGGACGAAAAAGGAGUCCAACAUGGUCCUGAGCAACAGCAACCAGCUGUACCUGAAGUCCGUCACCAAAGCCGACGCGGGGCAGUAUGUCUGCAAAGCCAUCGUCCCCCGCAUCGGUGUGGGCGAGCGGGAGGUCACCCUCUUCGUCAACGGUCCCCCCAUCAUCUCGAGCGAGGCCGUGCAGUACGCGGUGCGUGGGGACCGCGGCAAGGUGGAGUGUUUCAUCGGCAGCACGCCACCCCCGGACCGCAUCGUGAGUGCCGCAGAGGGGGGACCCGGGGUGGCGGGGGAGGUCUUGCCCGUGGGCAUCAUCGCCGGUGCCACCAUUGGGGCCAGCAUCCUUGUCAUCAGCUUCCUCGUCGCGCUCGCCUGUUUCCUCUACCGGCGCCGGAAAGGAAGCCGUAAGGACGUACCCCUGGUCACCCUUCAGCAUCCUUCCCUGCCCCACGUCGGAAUGGAUGGGACCAGGGAGGAACGAGCCCAUCUCUCCCCUCCUUUCCUGCAGUCGUUCAAGGACGACGUGGACUUGAAGCAGGACCUUCGCUGUGACACCAUUGACACCCGCGAGGAGUACGAGCUUAAGGACCCCACCAAUGGCUACUAUAAUGUCCGCGCCCACGAGGACCGCCCGUCCUCCCGCACCGUCCUCUACGCCGACUAUCGCAACCCCGGCCCGGCACGCUACGACACCCGCCCACCCUCCCGCCUCUCCCACUCCAGCGGUUACGCUCAGCUCAACACCUACAGCCGCGGUCCGGCGUCCGACUACAACGCCGAAGCGGCACAGGGUCCCGGACCCCCUCCCGGCACGGCGGGUGGUGAGACGGCAAGUCAACUCUCCUACGAGAACUACGGGGGUCACGCUGCCUUCCCGGCCAGCGCCGGUUACGCCACCUAUCGCCUGGGGUACGGCCAACCCCCCAGCCUGGACCGGGCACCCUACGAUGCCUACGACCCCAUGGGCAAGUACGCCAGCGCCACCCGCUUCUCCUACCCCUCCCAUUCCUUCUUCUCGUGCUUCGGCAGCGCUGGCGCCCAGCCCCAGCAGGUGAAUGGUGUCCUUGGGGGGUCCGUGCUGCUCUCCCCGGCUCUGCCCCCCAACAAGACGGUGAAGGAGAUCGAAUGGAGCUUUUCAGCUGGCGCCGGUGCCACCAUCCAAGUGGCAGAGUUCGGCCCCGGCGGCUUCGAGCGCCCCGACCCCAAGGACCGGUUCAAGGAGCGGCUGGAGAUGUUCAACACGACGGCGCUGAAGAUCAGGGCCCUGGAGCGGGAUGACAGCGGGGUCUACAGGGCUCGGAUUAAACUGCAGCCGGCGCUGGUGGAGGAUCAGUCCUUCAACCUCUCUGUCUACGUGCCGCUGCUGGACCCCGAAAUCCAGAGCUGGCUGCUUUCAAAGAGCCCCGAGUGGUGCCACCUCCUGCUGCAGUGCCACGUACCCAGAGGGACCGAGGGCACCGUCAGCUGGAUGAUACCCCGUGGGGACGCGGUGGGGGUCAGGGUGCAUCCCCUCUGCAGCGGGAUGCUCCACGUCGGGGUGCAGCCCGGCUCCCCCAACACCACCCUCACCUGCAGGGCUUGGCAGGAGAGGAGCCGGUCCAUAGACCUGGCCAGCGUGUGCUGGAGCAGAG